This is a messenger RNA of Carassius carassius (crucian carp), 727 nucleotides long. RefSeq names its product interferon phi 3 (gene ifnphi3). Gene Ontology annotation, molecular function: cytokine receptor binding. NCBI's taxonomy places the organism in Eukaryota, Metazoa, Chordata, Actinopteri, Cypriniformes, Cyprinidae. The transcript has 5 exons. The record is from RefSeq and is a predicted model, not a curated record. Gene Ontology annotation, biological process: defense response. The coding region runs from base 80 to 628 and encodes 182 amino acids. Gene Ontology annotation, cellular component: extracellular region.
UCGGAUUAUUUAUUGCUUGAAAUUGAUGCAUUCUUGUUUUAAUCUCGCAAGGUCUCUGAUCUUUUAGGCAUCUGUCAGAAUGGACCUUCAUCGUGUGGCCCUGCUGUGCAACUUUUUCUGCUUUGCGCAGGUUUGGUCCUUGCCAACAAACUGCAUCCUUCGUAAUGACUUACUGAAGAGAUCCUAUACACUGAUAGAGACUGCGGGGGGAUUUUUCCCCGUGCAGUGCCUGAAGGAAAAUGUUGCCAUACCUUUCCCGCAAAAUGCGUUCGAGUCUGACAACACGGAUCAGGUUACUGGGGUUGAAAAAGCUGUUUACCAGACACUUAAAAGUAUUGACGCUUUGUUUGAGAACUACAAUGAUCCAGACCAGUGGGAUGCACAGAAGUGGACUGAGUUUCGAGGCCUCCUGUACCGCCAGAUUGUGGACAGCAAAUGCAUCAUGAGCAAGUCUGAAGCUGCACAGGAUUUCCCCAACAGAGAAGCUUCACUCAAGGUUUACUUCGAGACUUUAUCCUCAACUCUGAAAGAAAAGGAUUUCAGUUUUUGCGCAUGGGAAAUUGUCAGAAAAGAGAUUGUCCACACCCUGAAGUUCAUACUGGAUCACAACCACAACAUCAUGUUAUAAGUUUUAAGAUUUAUAAAUGCGUCCCUAUUUAUUGAUUAUUUAUUAUUUAUUUAUUUAUUUAAUGUUUGUUUUGUCUGUUUAUUCUGUUUCUAAUCGCUG